CUACUACUCCAGCGGCAUGACCAACCCUGGUCAACCUUCACCACUGACCAUUCCCCGAGACCAAUGGGGAAUUGCCAGCUCGAGUAAUGCACCCGGGGUCGCAGUAUGCUGUUCCUUUUGUGGUGCAUGGAGGGUUGUCCCUGUUGUGCCAUCCCCCAAUCUGUUUCGCCCAACGACGUAUAUGCCAAGUCAACUAGACUCUGGCUACUCAGAUUUUAUGUUUCCGCCCCUUAGCGAAGUCCUUCAACCCUUGAAUUUCGGCCAACCAAACAACGAAGUCAUUCAGCCUCUGCAAUCCAGUCAACAAACUGGGGUUUUCCAACCUCUCAAUGAAGUUCUUGAACCUAUGGGCGACCUCGCUCAGUUUUUCAACACCCCCUCUUUGUCGGCAGGCGACCCCAUUCAGACGCCAUAUAUGCCCUAUCCGGUCAUGCCAAACAAUGUUCCGGACAUGGGCGAUUUGCCAAUACAACCACAAGCUGAUUGGCCCGUAAGCGCUAAUCAGGAGAUCCCAAGCCCAGCCUCUAUAUCGCAAAGCCAUUCCCCGACUCAAAGUAAAAGUGAUAUUCAAGAGGAUGAGACAUACCCGAAACCAGUGUCUGCAGCAUCAUCGGGAGACACCUUGCAGACGCUUCCAGAUUCUGAUGAGGCAGUUGGGGGAGAUGGAUUGGAUUCGCUGACAGAAAUAGAGCGCUGUGUUGUUCGUCUCAAGCUGCAAGAUUGGACCUGGCAAGAUAUCACGAAAGAGGUCAACAAAAUGGGUGACGACGUUCAGAAAGCGACACUAACCGUAAGAUUUCAAAGACUCAAACAGCGAAACAAGGCCGUCGCGGGACUUUUCGCGCAUCACGUGAGGGCCUGUGAACAGUCGCAGAAGAGGGUUCAAUCAACGAAGAAGAAACAAAGGUCAAAGAAAGGGAAAGGGCACGUUUCAGCUAUAAUAGGUUCAAUGUAGCAGGCUAUGUUUUAGGUACAGU
Messenger RNA from Fusarium redolens, 977 nucleotides. RefSeq lists its product as uncharacterized. The transcript has a single exon. The record is from RefSeq and is a predicted model, not a curated record. Bases 17 to 955 code for a protein of 312 amino acids. Lineage: Eukaryota; Fungi; Ascomycota; Sordariomycetes; Hypocreales; Nectriaceae.